AAUUUCAUUGAUUAUUAAUUUCUGACUCAAAGAAAAUAAGAAAAAAUAAAGAGAUUAGUAUACAUAAAUAGAUUAGGAUAAGAAAGAAUUUUUUAAAUGCAGAAGAUACGCAGUUAGAAAUCUUUAAAGAAUUUUUAUAUAAGGCCCACUACUGGAGUAGGGAGCAAGGGAGCAUUUUCAGUAGAAAAGAGAGAGAAUACUUCUAACAGAGAUUUAAAAAAUAUCAAUUAGCUUUUACAAGCUAAUGGCAGUAAUAAUGUGCUUUUUUAAGUAAAUAGCUAUGGAUUUAAAUCUACACAGUAAUAAAGCAAUAAUAAUUAAGAUUAGCAGGAAUAGAUUAUACCUCUAAUGACAAAAAGCGAGGCUCUGAAUAGUAAAAGAUAAACAUACCCAAAUACAGAAUAUGCAGUCUCAAAAAAUAUUUAAGAUGACUUUCGUAUUUUAGUUAAGCAUAAAGUUUUUUAAGGGAAUUCUUUAAGUGGUAAUACUUAAAUCAAUUCUAGGAAUAACAUUCAAAAUAACUAAAACUUUUCACAAAAAAAUUCACCUACUUAAGGUCAGCUGCAGUCUUAGUAUCGCAUCAACAAGCAUAAUACAUAAGAGGAAAUAAAGUAUUAAAAUCCUUUUUCUGAUGAAAAUAAAAGAGAUCAUGUUUACUCUUCAAAAGGAGGAUAUUCUCAUAUAUAAUCUCCAAGCUCUCGAAAUAUGAAUAAAUUUAAUAACAAUCAAGUAGCAGAAAAGUAACCAACAAAUAACCAAGAAAUGCCAUUUGAAGAUGACAUAAGUGAAGUUAAACCAAAAGAUAUUAAAUAAAAAGAUGGAGAAUAUUAAAAUGAAAAAAAUCAAAGGGAAGAUGAUAGUUUUAGUGAGAGCAAAGAAGAUAACGAACAAGAAUAACUCUCUGAAAUAAGGAUUAAAGAGGAGAACAACAAUUUUGAAGAUUCUAUGAAUGAUAUAUAGGAAUUAGCUACGAGCGGAUUUGAUUUAACUGCUUUUAGAGAAGAACUUUAAUAAACCAGAUCACCUAAAUAAAAAUUCAUUUCAUCACUCAGUCAACCAUAGAUGCCCACAAUAAGCGAAAAGAAUUAAGUAACUAAGACUAAAUUGCCUGUAGAUUCAUAUGAUAAUUCAGAUACAAAUAAUACUGAUGCAAAGAGAUUUUCAAGUCUUCAAAAAAGCUAAAAAAAUGGGAGCACAAACUAAUAUAAUUUUACACAAUCAAAGCUAUCUGAACAGCGAGAUGAAACAAUACCUAGCAUUCAUUAAGGAACAGCAAGCUUAUAAAAUUUCAUGAAUAUAAAUAACUCAAAAGAAAACAAUAUAUAAUUUAUUAACUUGAACUAAUAAAACUAAGAAAGCAAGAUAUCUCGCCCUAUCACUUCUUAAAAUAAUGUAUCUAGGGUAAAAAAUAUUUAGAUGUAAAUUAAGUAAAAUAACUUUAAGUCAACUUCGAAUAAUUUUUAUGAGCUCUUCGCCAAUAAUUAUAAAUAAAGUAAUUAAAAUACAUAUAAUAACUAACUGCUAUCAUCUAUCCCUCUGAAAUAAUAAUCAAAAAUACCCUUUUUCCAUAAUUACUAUAGAAAUGAAUAGAUAAAAAACCUAUAACAGUCAAAUACCUUUUUUGUAAAGAAGGCACAAAUAUUUUCAUUCUCAAUAAAGCAUAACAAUUUGAUGAGCAGAUAAGGAUAAAGAAAGGAUUCAAUAAAUUCUUAACCUUCAAACACUAUGGCUUCCCAAAUUCAAUAACAACUAGUUUAGGGUAUAAACAAUAGUAACAAUAAAAAUAAAUUACUUUCAAUUGCAAACACAAAUUCCAAGUAAUAAUGA
This is a messenger RNA of Tetrahymena thermophila SB210, 1827 nucleotides long. RefSeq lists its product as hypothetical. The record is from RefSeq and is a predicted model, not a curated record. Lineage: Eukaryota; Ciliophora; Oligohymenophorea; Hymenostomatida; Tetrahymenidae. The transcript has 4 exons.